CUGGCUGUAUAUGCAUUUCCAAAAUAUGAUGCCGCUCUUUUUAACAAGUGGAUCGAGCAAGUGCGAAAUCCAGUUUUGGACAAUAAAAGCCGAGAACAAAUUUAUAAGACAUUUGGUGUGGGACUUACGUUUUUUGGAAAGCGAUAAAGUGCCUGGAACAAAGGGAGGUCUUAAAAGAACAGCUUCUAGUAAAUUACAUCUUCCUGAACUUCAAUCUUCAAGUAUGGUUUCGGAAAAUGUUUAGAGUAGUCCCGAAACUCAUGAAGGGAGUAUAGAAUUUUCAGAUUGUAAAUUUACAUGGUACAUCG
Messenger RNA from Acanthoscelides obtectus, 308 nucleotides. NCBI's taxonomy places the organism in Eukaryota, Metazoa, Arthropoda, Insecta, Coleoptera, Chrysomelidae. The record is from the annotation of a GenBank genome assembly.